UUAAGUUAUACCUGCUUCACCAUAAAAACCCUCUACUUUCUUAAAACCCUCUCAUUGCAAACGCAUCACAUCAAACCAUCUUCACAUCCAAUACUUAAUCUCGCUCUCGUUUGAUCAUCUUUGCAGGUUCUAUCCAUCAUCAAGUCAAAUCAAAUAUCCUAAAAUGCAUUCAGUCGCAUCUACCUUCAUCCUUACCGCUGCUGCCUCAGUUUACCAAGUAGCUGCUCAAAGCUCUACUACCUCAAGCUCUGCUACACCUGCUUCUGGGUCAAGUGCCAGCACUGGAGGAGUUACUAGUCUCGUCGCUGGUCUAUCUUCGUCUUGUCAAGCUGCUGCUGGUUCUUUACUCUCGAGCGAAUUUGGUUCUUGUGCCAACAUUAUUGGUCUAGUCUCUGUGAUUGGAUCGAAAGGAUCAGUUGUUCCUUCCUUGAAUACUUGGAUCUCUGGAAUUUGUACCUCAAGUCCUUGCUCAGAUUCGACUCUCUCAACUGCUCAAUCGAGCAUCAACACUGGAUGUUCCGAUGAUGUGACUAAAGGAACCGCCUCCGCUGUCUCUUUGACCACCAUCGUUGGAAACUACAAGCCUAUCAGAAACAUGCUUUGUACCCAAUAUGUCUCCAACGGCACUUACUGUGUGCCUGGAAUCCUUACUGACAUCCAAAACGCCUCGGGAAAGAACAUCUCCGUCACUGAGGUUCAAGGAUUACUUACCCAAGGUUCAAGUGCUCUUCAAACCAUGCUUGGAAACAUCCCAAGUGGAACCUAUUGUACCGAUUGUGGUAAAGCUAUCUUCAUUGAAGCUGCUCAGAUCAAAGCCAAUGGAACUUCUACCAACGCUACCGCUGCAUCUGGAUCUUUAGGAUCUCAAUGUGGAGCUUCCUUCGUGGAUGGAAACUUACCUUCAACCGUUAGAAUCGGAAGCGCUGCCUCAUCAGCCAAGAACAGUGGAGUGGCUCAAGUGGCUCCUCAAUUCUUUACUCUUGCUUCUUUGUUAUCUAUGGCUGCCUACGUCAUGGUUUAAAAGAGAGAUUCAUCAUGCACCAUGUAGAACACGAUUUGUAUCACUACAGAGAAAUUGUGUACGAUCCCCUACAUGUAUGAUAGCCAAAAUAAGCUGGUCCUUUCCUUCUCGAUAGUUUUUCAUUUUACUCCCAUGUCUCUUUGUUCUUAAUGCUUUACUUUGGUCUACGCAAAUCGAAUCAAUAUCAAUUGAUUACUCAAAAAAAUCGUCUUAUUCUUCUCACUGGUUUCUCUAUCUCCUUUUUGUCAUUGUAUCGGAAGUACAUAACACCCAUUACCAACUGCAUCAGCGUAAUUAACAAGAAUAUUGUG
This is a messenger RNA of Melampsora larici-populina 98AG31, 1332 nucleotides long. RefSeq lists its product as uncharacterized. Lineage: Eukaryota; Fungi; Basidiomycota; Pucciniomycetes; Pucciniales; Melampsoraceae. The transcript is spliced from 4 exons. The record is from RefSeq and is a predicted model, not a curated record. The coding region runs from base 164 to 1021 and encodes 285 amino acids.